ACAGCGCCUCCGUAGAUGGCGUUAGUUCCACUGCGGCCGCCGAGGCCCUCGUCGCUGUAGAGAGGCCCUUGCCCAAGGUCAAGUGGGGUCGGUAUCCGAGUCGAACCUAGAGCGCCGCGGGCCGUGCUCCCAAUCCGAGAGGGGCGGCAGGUGGGUCCGAGUCGGACUGAAAUCGCUUCUCAAGCCUCGGCCCGGACCCGGCCUCGACCCCUACAGAGACCGCGGGAGCCGAGCCCCCGCCGCUAGGGCCGCUGGGAAAUUGAGUCCAGCCCAGCGGCCACCACCGCGGGUUCGCGAGUGCGCACGCGCAUCCGCCGACUGGGUGGCUAACAAGUCAGCUGGAAAGCAGGGUGUUGCUGAAGAAAGAUCUUCUCAGACAGAGAUAAUGGAAAGAUUCCCAAGGGACAUUUCCUUGGACUCCAAAGUGGGAGAAGCCAAGAGGGAAAAGAGAGGAAAGCAAGAGACCCAUUUAAGCUCCCCUGAAACCACAGCUGAGGACAAUGGCCGCAAGCACAAUGAGAGCAAGAAUUCCAUAAGUACAAAGUCAGUCUUGGUUCCAAGAGUCAGAGGACCUAUGGAGCUGAGACCCCCGAAGCCUGAUCCACGUGGGAAAAGUUUAAAACAGAAUUCAAACCCAAUCAAACCAGAGGGAAUUUGUGAAGAGAACAAGCCUUGGAAAUGUAAUGAAUGUGGGAAAGCCUUCAGCUACUGCUCAGCCUUUAUUCUUCACCAGAGGGUUCAUACUGGGGAGAAGCCCUAUGCAUGUAAAGAAUGUGGGAAAGCCUUUAGCCAGAGCAUACACCUUACCCUGCAUCAGAGAAUUCACACUGGGGAGAAGCCCUAUGAAUGUAAUGAGUGUGGAAAAGCCUUCAGCCAGGGUUCCUAUCUCAUUUCACAUUGGAAAACACACACUGGAGAGAAACCCUAUAAAUGUAAUGACUGUGGGAAAGCCUUCACAAGAAUUUCACAUCUUACACAGCAUCAAAGGACCCACACUGGGGAGAAGCCCUACAAAUGCAAUGAAUGUGGGAAAUCCUUUAGGAAUCGUUCAUCCUUAAUAGAACAUCAAAGAAUUCACACUGGAGAGAAACCCUAUGAGUGUACUGAAUGUGAGAAGUCCUUUCGUUUCUCUUCAGCACUAAUUAGACAUCAGCGAAUUCAUACAGAAGAGAAACCCUACAAAUGUUGUGAAUGUGGGAAAGCCUUUACCCAGAUUUCACACCUUACUCAACACCAAAGAAUUCAUACAGGAGAGAAACCCUAUAAAUGUAAUGAGUGUGGUACCACCUUCAGUCAAAGUUCAUCCCUUAUUGAACAUCAGAGAAUUCAUACAGGAGAGAAACCUUAUAAAUGCAAUGAAUGUGGAAAAGCUUUCACUCAGAUUUCACAUCUUAUUCAGCAUCAAAGGAUUCAUACUGGGGAGAAACCUUACAAAUGUAAUGAAUGUGGGAAAGCCUUCAGUAAUCGUUCACACCUUAUUCAACAUCAUUUAAUUCAUACUGGAGAAAAACCUUAUAAAUGUAUUGAAUGUGGGACAACUUUCAGUCAUGGCUCAUCCCUUAUUGAACAUCAGAAAAUUCAUACUGGAGAAAAACCCUAUAAAUGUAAUGAAUGUGGGAAGGCCUUCAGCCAGGGCUCAUCCUUGACUCUACAUCAGAGGACUCACACUGGGGAAAAACCAUAUAAAUGUAAUGAAUGUGGGAAAUCAUUUAGUAACCGUUCAUACCUUAUUCAACAUCAUAUAAUUCACACCGGAGAAAAACCCUAUGAAUGUAAUGAGUGUGGGAAGGCCUUCAGUUUCUCCUCAGCACUUAUUCGACACCAGAGAACACACACUGAAGAGAAACCCUAUAAGUGUAGUGAAUGUGGGAAAGCCUACAGUCAAAUUUUACUCCUUACUCAGCAUCAGAGCAUUCAUAGUGAGGAAAAACCAUGUUCACUUAAUGACUGUGGCAAAAGCUUCAGCCACAGUUCAAUACCUGUUGAGCCUCAGUCACUUGUAAGUGGAAAGAAAAUAUCAAUGUGAUUCAUUCACCUAGCAGACAUUAAGUGCCAGGCACCUUGGUAGGCACUAGAUGGGGUUAGGAAAAAUCUGCUUUGUCUUUGUGGAGUUCAUAUUCGUCUGGCUCACCUUGACUUAGAGCAGUAUUGAAUUGACUCUGGGACAUCACGCCGAGUAAAAGAGCUCAAGAGUGCAGGCCUCUUGGAGGUGGUGUGGGUCCAUAGGGCAUCUUAGAAACUCUUCUGGGAGGAGAUGGCUAUGGAGAAUCAAUCGAAUUCUGUGAUUGGCAAAACUGAUUUCCUUAGAGGGUUGCAAGAGAAAAGCAGAAAGGCAAAGUAACGUGAGCUGAGCUGGGCUGAUUGGAAUGUUACAUCUCGGACAGAGGAAGAGGCCCUGGCGAGGCUGAAUGGGACUCUUUGUUGCUCUAGCUCACCUAUUUAAGUGGGACUUUUUUCCCCAUAAAUAACUACAUUUCUUUAUUAAAGCACUGGUAAGACAUAGAAAGCAGAAUAAUCAAACUUACAGUUGCCACAAAGGAGGAAGGAGAGCUAAUCCUGCAGGUCUCAACAUGGAGCAGUAAAUGAUGUCUGGUGCUUUGGAAAGCACAGAGUUUGGGCUCAGGUCCCACUGGGACAUUUGUCAUGUGGCCACUUUGCGUCUCAGUGUCCUCCUCCACUUGCCCUGCCUACCUCACAGGGCUGUUGUGAGGAAAUGUUCUACAAAUGGUAAAGUGCAAGAUAACUGG
Molecule: messenger RNA, 2747 nt
Organism: Trichosurus vulpecula (common brushtail)
Lineage: Eukaryota; Metazoa; Chordata; Mammalia; Diprotodontia; Phalangeridae
Product: zinc finger protein 835-like
Exons: 2
Coding region: 386-2026 (546 amino acids)
Biological process (GO): regulation of transcription by RNA polymerase II
Molecular function (GO): DNA-binding transcription factor activity; RNA polymerase II cis-regulatory region sequence-specific DNA binding
Source: RefSeq, a predicted model, not a curated record